CUUUAGCACUAGCCGCUCAUGACUCAACGAGAUAGAGACAUUACGGCAUGGCUACUGUAGAGUAGAGCCCAGCCAGACAGUUAGGUAGACCGUGACUGGACUGUGAAGGGGACCUGGUCAGUGUUCUCACUGAGUUACUGAGUUGCUGAGUCAGCGAGUCGCGGCGAGCUCGGACCAGUUCAAAAUUUAUAAAGCGGGAUUAGGGUUUUCUUUUUCUCUUUUCCAAUUUUUUAUUUUUCUUCUGAGUUGUACACUGCUCAUACACAAAUGGUGAGGCCAAGGUGCUACUUGGACAUAACCAUUGGAGGAGAGCUUGAAGGAAGAAUAGUAGUGGAGCUCUACAAUGACAUUGUGCCCAGAACAGCUGAGAAUUUCAGAGCUCUUUGUACUGGUGAGAUGGGUAUUGGCCCUAACACCAAUGUUCCUCUUCACUACAAGGGUGGUUGUUUCCACCGCAUUAUCAAAGGUUUUAUGAUACAAGGUGGGGACAUUUCGGCUGAAAAUGGCAAAGGAGGAGAGUCCAUUUACGGUUUGAAGUUUGAAGAUGAAAACUUUGAUGUAAAGCAUGAGAGAAAAGGAAUGUUGUCCAUGGCCAAUUUAGGCCCUGACACCAAUGGCUCUCAGUUUUUUAUCACCACCACUCGGACUUGUCAUCUUGAUGGUAAGCAUGUUGUGUUUGGGAGGGUGAUCAAAGGCAUGGGUGUGGUUCGUUCCAUUGAGCAUGUGUCCACUAUAGACGAUCACUUUCCUACCCAACAAGUUGUUAUUGCGGAUUGUGGGCAACUUCCGGAGGGUGCAGAUGAUGGGCUGUGUAACAUCUUCAAAGAUGGUGAUGUCUAUCCUGAUUGGCCUGCUGACCUUGAUGCAAAACCAGAGGCAAUUUCUUGGUGGGUCAUGGCCGUGGACUCUAUUAAGGCCCUUGGAAAUGAGCAGUUCAAGAAACAAGACUUUAAGAUGGCCCUCAGAAAGUAUCGCAAGGCUUUGCGCUACUUGGAUGUAUGCUGGGAGCUGGAAGAUAUCGAUGAAGAGACAAGCUCCUCUUUGCGGAAGACAAAGUCUCAGAUAUUUACUAAUAGCUCAGCUUGUAGACUGAAAUUAGGAGACCUAGAUGGAGCAUUGUUGGACUCAGACUUCGCAUUGCGUGAUUGGGAAGCCAAUGUGAAGGCUUUGUUUCGCCAAGGCCAGGCCUAUAUGGCACUUAAUGACAUCGACUCUGGAGUCGAAAGCUUCAAGAAGGCCCUGGAAUUGGAACCAAAUGAUGGAGGAAUUAAGAAAGAGCUUCUGGUUGCUAAAAGGAAGGUUGCUGAUAGGUCUGAGCAAGAAAAGAAAUCAUAUUCUAGAAUGUUUCACUGAUGAAGGCAGUCACAUGAGGCUGCAUAUAGUAUGGAUGAUUUUGGAUCCCUUUGGCACUUGCUAAGUCAUAGCCAACUGGUUAAAGCGAUUCUGUCUGCAGUCUUAAUUGGCCUUAGGAAAUAUCAGGCUUUGUAGGAAAAGCAACACAACUAGCACAAUACUUGAGGAAAACUCAGAAUACUCUAGCUUCAAUCAAAUUUUGUUCCGAGUGCAUUCACCUUUUGUUAGACUAGCAUGUACCACUUUAUUGCUGUUCAACACUGGCUAGCUACUCUCUGAAUUUGUAUGAAAUUAUCCAAACAGCCUUUUUAUC
This is a messenger RNA of Prunus avium (sweet cherry), 1666 nucleotides long. Its product is annotated as peptidyl-prolyl cis-trans isomerase CYP40. The record is from RefSeq and is a predicted model, not a curated record. Gene Ontology annotation, molecular function: protein binding; cyclosporin A binding; peptidyl-prolyl cis-trans isomerase activity. Lineage: Eukaryota; Viridiplantae; Streptophyta; Magnoliopsida; Rosales; Rosaceae. Gene Ontology annotation, cellular component: cytoplasm. Gene Ontology annotation, biological process: protein folding; protein peptidyl-prolyl isomerization.